GAUCGGAAGUGACGCAACUCCUUUUCGUGCUUGAAACAUGCUUGAAUGGAGGUGACCUUAGUUUAAUAGGUUCGUUAGGAAACUCGGUGACGGUACACGCACCUGUGGUGUUCGUGGACUUUAGAGUGUCGUUUGUUUCUGUCAAGGAAGUUUCGCUUGUUUACGAACGUGAGAAGAUGGCAGAGGCUCAUCAGACACGCGUGCAGAAUGUGGUUGAAGAAAUGGUUCAGAGUCUGGAGAAGGAGCACAUCCGUAAGAUGCAGGGACGCAUGUUCAAGUGCAGCGCAGACUGCUGUGAUCGCCCCACAGAUUCCAUGUCUCAGGUGCAUCAGUGCAUCGAGCGAUGUCACACUCCUCUGGCACAAGCUCAGAGCCUGGUAACCUCAGAGCUGGAGAAGUUUCAGGAUCGUCUCUCUAGAUGCACCAUGCACUGCAACGACAAAGCCAAAGAUCUUUUCGACUCCGGUGCAAAGGAGCCAGCUGUCCGCUCUCUGAUGGACCGCUGUGUGGGCAGCUGCGUAGAUGACCACAUUGCCUUGAUACCAAGCGUUACCAGGAGACUCAAGGAAAAUUUGGACUCUAUACCGCAGUGAGGAUCAGGAUAAUAGCUGUAGGUGGUGCUUGUUGACAUCUGACUUCAGUUGAUGAGAAAACUGAACUGAGAUUUAGACCUGAAGGUUUUAGACCAGUUAAAAUUUGAUCCAUUUGGUUUGAAGGUUAGAGCUGCACCUGAUGUCAUGCAUUCAGUUUCCUUUGAAGAGGCUUACUGCUGUUGAAUCAACAAAGCUGAUCAAAAAAACUUACAAUAAACCUUAAUGUUUUUA
Molecule: messenger RNA, 824 nt
Organism: Oryzias latipes (Japanese medaka)
Lineage: Eukaryota; Metazoa; Chordata; Actinopteri; Beloniformes; Adrianichthyidae
Gene: timcc
Product: TIM double twin CX3C motif chaperone
Cellular component (GO): cytoplasm
Source: RefSeq, a predicted model, not a curated record